AUGCCGCCCAAGAAGCCUGAGCCGGCGAAGAAGAAGACGAAGGCCACGGUCGAGGACAAGAAAAAAGGUGGUUCCGCGAAGAGGCAGAUUGCACAGCUCCAAGCCCAAGCAGCACACAACAAGACCGCCGAAGCCAAGAAGAAGGAGGCUGAGAAGGCCCGUCGUGAAGCCGAGAAGAAGGCCGCCGAGGCCGCAAAGAAGGAAACCCUAGAAUUGUUCAAGCCCGUGCAGGUUCAGAAGGUUCCUUUCGGUGUMGACCCGAAGACCGUCCUGUGUGUCUUCUACAAGCAGGGCAACUGUGAAAAGGGAAAGAAGUGCAAGUUCAGUCACGAUCCGAACGUUGAGCGGAAAGCGGCCAAGAAGGAUCUUUACACCGAUUCACGAGAUGUGAAGGCUGCGGAGGAGGAGGAGAAGAAGGGUGACACGAUGGACCAGUGGGACGAAGAGAAACUUCGCAAAGUUGUUCUCAGCAAGCACGGCAAUCCUCGGACGACUACCGAGAAGGUUUGCAAGUUCUUCAUUGAGGCGGUCGAGAACCAGAAGUAUGGUUGGUUCUGGGUUUGUCCUAAUGGAGGCGACAAGUGCAUGUACAAACACAGCUUGCCACCUGGAUUCGUGUUGAAGACAAAGGAGCAGAGAGCUGCUGAGAAGGCUAUGAUGGACAAGUCUCCAUUGAACACGCUAACCCUCGAGGACUGGCUCGAAUCGGAACGUCACAAGCUCACCGGCAACUUGACACCGGUGACACCCGAGACCUUCGCCAAGUGGAAGAAGGAGCGUCUGGAUAAGAAGGCUGCAGAGGAACAAGCCCGCAAGGCCAAGGAGGCCACAGGUCGUGCUCUGUUCGAGAGCGGCAACUGGCGUGCGGAGGAGGAGAGCGAGGAGGAGGAUGAGGACGACGAAACCUGGAACCUUGAAGCUCUGCGGCGGGAGACCGAACGUAUACGGGAGAGGAAAGAAGAGGAACGUCUUGCCCGUCUGGCUGGUAUUUCCGUCACGCCAUCUUCGAAUGACGAGACCGUUGCCCAAGAGGGCGAAGGCUGA
This is a messenger RNA of Aspergillus pseudoviridinutans, 1044 nucleotides long. Its product is annotated as translation machinery-associated protein TMA46. Gene Ontology annotation, molecular function: metal ion binding; mRNA binding. The coding region runs from base 1 to 1044 and encodes 347 amino acids. Gene Ontology annotation, biological process: cytoplasmic translation. Gene Ontology annotation, cellular component: cytosol. NCBI's taxonomy places the organism in Eukaryota, Fungi, Ascomycota, Eurotiomycetes, Eurotiales, Aspergillaceae. The record is from RefSeq and is a predicted model, not a curated record. The transcript has 3 exons.